GUGGGAGCUGCCGUUGUCCUACUGAAAAGAGUUCGAUGAAUUCAUUUGGUUUCUGAUUUCCUUAAUAAAUGUAUUCGUAUGUCUUCAACAUUCUCCGGUGUAUCCUCCGGCGUUUCGUCCGGCGUGUCGAAGAACCGGACCGCAUCAUGUCCGGCAUGUCCGAGGGUAUGACCGUGUCUCACCCAACAGCCCCUAUCGGAGGACCUUCAGUCGCGUCCGACGCCAUCAUCCAUCACACCCCUUCUUCAUCUCAUGCAUACGAUGUAUUUGUCAGCUUCCGUGGUGAAGACACGCGCAACAACUUCACUAGUUUUCUCUUUGGAGCUCUCUGUCGACAAGGCAUUGUUGCAUUCAAAGAUGACGAAUGUAUCAAAAAAGGUGAUUUCAUAACACCCAAGCUGCUACAAGCCAUUAAGGGCUCUCAAGUUUUCGUUGUUGUCUUAUCAAAGAACUAUGCUUCCUCCACUUGGUGCUUACGUGAACUGGUUGAGAUAUUUAAUUGCUGUGAAACUUCAGCAAGACCCGUUAUACCUAUAUUUUAUGAUGUUGAGCCUACUACGGUGCGCCACCAGAAAGGAUGUUAUGAGAAAGCAUUUGCAGAACACGAAAAUAGAUUCAGAAAAGAUAAGGUGAAGAUGGAGGAAGUUCAAAGAUGGAAAGAAGCUCUCAGAAAAGUGGCCGAUAUUUCUGGUUCGGAAAUCGCAAAUAAGCUACAAAAUGAACAGAUUGAAAAAAUUGUUCAAGAGAUAAAAAAUCAUUUGAGGCCAAAAAUUUUAAAUCUUCCAAGGGAUGAACUAGUUGGGAUAGAGGAUCGAGCUCAAAACUUACGAAAUAUUUUGCGUUUCGACCUCCCUAAUGAUGUUCGAGUUGUCGGAAUAAGUGGAAUGAGUGGCAUAGGAAAGACAACUCUUAUUCGGGCUUUAUAUGAAAGAAUUUGUCAUCAAUAUAGUUAUAGUUGUUUUAUUGAUAAUGUAAACAAAAUAUUUGUAGAUUCUGGUUCGAUGGGCUUACAAAAGCAAUUAAUUUCUCAGACUCUAAAUGAGAAAAAUGUUGAGAUUCGCAAUCUUACCGAGGGAACAUGUUUGGUGCAAUCCAAACUCAACAAUGCUAAUGCACUUAUAGUUUUUGACAACGUUGAUCAAGUUGAACAUCUGAACAUAUUUAGCGGAAAUAGAGUCAAUUUGUUGCGAGAAUGUUUAGGUGGAGGGAGCAGAAUCAUCAUAGUUUCUAGGGAUGAACAAAUAUUGAAGAUACAUGGAGUUGAUGAUAUUUAUCAAGUUCAACCGUUGAAUUGGGAAGAUGCUAUCCAACUAUUUUGUAGAAAUGCUUUCAAAGAUAAUUAUAUUUUGAACGGUUAUGAAAAGUUGUCAUAUGAGAUACUAUCACAUGUUGAUGGCCAUCCCUUGGCAAUUGAAACAAUUGGGUCAUCUUUGUUUGGCCGAAGUUUGUCACAAUGGAAAAGUGUAUUGGAAGCGUUAGAAGAAAAUAAAAGUAAAAAUAUUAUGGAUAUUUUGCGCAUAAGUUAUAUUCAACUGGAAGAAAGAUACCAACAAACAUUUUUGGAUAUUGCUUGCUUCUUCAAUUAUCAAGAUGAAGAAGAAGUGAAGGAAAUUCUAAAUUUUCGUGGAUUUCAUCCUGAAGAUAGCAUAGAAGUUCUCAUUGAUAAGUCACUCGUUAUCAGAGAUUUCGAAGGGUUCAUAUAUAUGCAUAACUUGCUAGAGGAUUUGGGCAGGUGUAUUGUAAAGGAAGUAUCACCUAAAGAGCCUAUAAAGUGGAGUAGGUUGUGGACAUGCAAAGAUCUCCAUGAUGCUAUGUCAGAGAACAAGGUAACUCAAAACCUUGAGGCAAUAUUUCUGACUAAGGAUGAUGUUGAUGAUGACGAUGAUGAUGUUGUUGAUGAUGAUGAUGAUGAAAUCCGAGAUGAUGAAACAAUCAAGGCGGAUGGUCUAUCAAAAAUUAAACAUCUGAAAUUGUUUUAUGUUCGGAAUGUGAACGUGAAGUUUUCGGGAAGUCUGAGUCAUCUUUCGAAAGAACUAGGAUAUCUUGUUUGGUACAGAUAUCCAUUUGAGUGUUUGCCUCAAACUUUUCAGCCACACAAACUAGUUGAGUUAAACCUGUUUGGGAGCAGUAUUCAACGACUGUGGGAAGGCACAAAGCGGUUACCCCAUUUGAAGCGUUUGGAUCUCUCUUAUUGCACAAGUUUAAUUGAGAUGCCAAAUGUAUCAAAGGCCUUAAAUCUUGAAUGGAUUAUUCUUGAAGGAUGCGUACAGCUCCAAGAACUCGAUCCAUCGAUUUGGAGCCUGAGAAAGCUUGUUGAUUUGAAUUUGAGAGACUGCAAAAAACUAGUAAUCUUAUCCAAUACUAUAUUGGGCCUGCAUUCUCUUAAAUAUUUAGAUUUCUCUGGUUGUUCAAUAAUAGAUAGUAAAGAUGAAACAAGGAACACAGAAGACUUGAUCAGCAGUUUACCGCCCUCCUCUCCUCUCUCAUGUUUGUGUGAACUCGAUCUGAACUUCUGUAACUUAGUUCAAAUUCAUGAUUACAUUGGAAAGUUACGUUUCUUAGAGAGACUAAAUUUAAAAGGAAACAAUUUUGUUACAUUGCCUAACCUCAAGGACCUUUCGAGAUUGUAUGUUUUAAACUUACAAGAUUGCAAGCGAUUGAAAUACUUGCCUGAUCUCCCUUCACGAACUGUCCGUAACUCGAAACCUUUCAUGCUGUCAAGAUUACGAUCUAUAAAAUUUUAUUCGCCUCAUUAUUGGAAUGAGGAAAAUACAGGUUUUACCUUUCCAGGAUUAAUCAUUUUUGGCUGCCCAAAGUUAGUUGAGAUUGAACAGUGCAUUAGAAAGAGUUUUUCCUGGACAAUUCAAAUUCUUAAGGCGACCUACCCAUGGCCAUUCCCUCAAAGUAUUAUACCUGGAAGUCAAAUACCGAGCUUGUUCAACAAUGAGUUUGUGAACGGGGACAUAGAAUACCUGGACAAAGAAUACCUAACCGUUGAUCCACCUCCCGUUCCGCAUUACAAUAAUUUCAUUGGUGUUUUGUGUUGCGUAAUAUUUCGUCUAUACAAUAAACAAAUUCCAAUAGAUUUUGGAAGAGAUCACAUGUGGUUACAUUAUGAAAAGGUUUAUAUGGACGAACGUGGUAUUCAUCCUUGUCGUUUGAGGGUGAGGUCGAUUGGAGAAAGGUUGGGUUACGAGAAUUCUGUUACGGUGGAUGUGAAGAAAUUUCAGUAUUUCUGGGUAAAUGAACAAGACCUAAUUAACCUCAAAAUGAUGCAUUGUGCAACUCGGAAGCGGAAGAUUUCCGUAAUUGAGGAAAACGGUUAGCUACAGUGAAGAAUUGAAGCCUUUAUUGAAUGUGGAAUGUGGAAGUAUGAUUUGCUACCAUCUAACCAGAAAGAGGCACAGUAGAAGCAGAAGCAGCACUGCAUUCAAAUUCUCCUUGUAUAGAAAGCAUGCGAGGGAUGCGAGGGAGUAAAAGACUGUUAUUAUGAAGAAUAUAUGAAGAAUUGUUUUGAUGAAUCAUGAUGAACACGUGAAGAUCAAUGAGAGAAGACUUUUUAGGUUUGAUUGUUUCUUUCCUUGCUUUUGUAUUCAGUUUUGUGUCCAACUUGCAAUAAGGUGUUGUAGGGAUAGGUUGCUUCUUAUAGGUUUAAAGAAGUGUGUUCAAUAUUAUAAGAUUUUGUGUAAUUGUAAGAUUAAGAUUC
Vigna radiata var. radiata (mung bean) is the source of this 3706-nucleotide messenger RNA. Its product is annotated as TMV resistance protein N-like. Gene Ontology annotation, biological process: signal transduction; defense response. Gene Ontology annotation, molecular function: ADP binding; protein binding. The transcript is spliced from 7 exons. The record is from RefSeq and is a predicted model, not a curated record. Lineage: Eukaryota; Viridiplantae; Streptophyta; Magnoliopsida; Fabales; Fabaceae. Bases 69 to 3326 code for a protein of 1085 amino acids.